UUAUGAGUUGAAAUAUGAAGUGGUGAUAGUUUUAAAACUAUUGUAGAAUUGACAAGAUCGUAUAUCGUGUAUGCACAAGUGUUUUAUCUAACUCAAACAGAUUCUCAAACGAUUUAAUCGUGUGCAUUCUUCGGUUUAAUAAGAGGCACGAGAUAUCUAUCUCUAAAGACCCCGAUUAACGAAUAGAAAAAACCAUUGUUAGUUUUAUUUAUUCAGUAUUAGUGUUUGUACUGUGUACGUGAGAGAAGACGAUGCUAAAAUCGACGUAAAAUCUGAUAAUGAAAGACAUAUCGAAAAUGGAAAAAAAGGACGUCAUAUUUAAAAGUAUAUUGCAUGUUUAUCGUGAUGUAAACGAAUUGUGAAAAUAUUGAAUUAGUAUUGCCGACAAAGGUUCUGAAAGCGUUAUAUGUGUCGCGUUUAACCUGUAUUCUGGUUUGAAUUGAUAAAGAUUGUUGUAUUAAGUGAAAGAAAAUGAAGUUUGCUGAGCAUUUGUCUGCCCACAUUACGCCUGAAUGGCGUAAACAAUACAUUAGCUAUGAGGAAAUGAAGGCAAUGUUGUAUACUGCUGUAGAAGAAGCACCUUCAGUCGAAAGUGUUGAACCAGAAGUGAUAUCUCGUCACUUUGCUUCAUUCGAUGAAGUGUUUUUUACAUUUUGUGAUCGUGAAUUGAAAAAGAUUAACACUUUCUAUUCUGAAAAGUUAGCAGAAGCAACACGUAAAUAUGCAGCUCUUCAAAGUGAAUUGAAAAUUGCAUUAGAAUUGCAACAAGGUGGAGGAAAAAAUAAAGGGAAAGCAACUGUUAAACCCCACUUGCCAACAAGGAAAUUGAGGGAAUUGAAGUUAGCAUUUUCAGAAUUUUAUUUAUCCCUAAUCCUUCUUCAAAAUUAUCAGAAUCUUAACUACACUGGUUUUCGAAAAAUUCUUAAGAAGCACGACAAGUUAUUGUCAGUAGACAGCGGCUCAAAAUGGAGGGUAGAAUGUGUAGAAACAGCGCAUUUUUAUACAUCCAAAGAUAUAGACAAGCUUAUACAGGAGACGGAAGCUACAGUAACAAACGAUUUAGAAGGUGGAGACAGACAGCGUGCUAUGAAACGUUUAAGAGUACCACCUUUAGGAGAGCAUCAAAGUCCAUGGACAACUUUUAAAGUUGGCUUAUUUUCUGGUAGUUUUAUUGUCCUAUUUGUGACAGUUAUACUUUCAGCAAUAUUCCACGAUGGCGGAGAAAACUUAAAAAUUGCAUUUAGAUUAUAUCGUGGACCUUUACUAAUUAUACAAUUUUUAUUUCUCAUUGGAGUGAAUGUUUAUGGGUGGCGAUCAUCGGGUGUAAAUCAUGUGUUAAUAUUUGAAUUAGAUCCACGCAAUCAUCUUUCCGAACAACAUCUUAUGGAAUUAGCCGCUGUUCUCGGAGUUAUAUGGACUCUCAGUUUAUUGAGCUUUUUGUACAGCGCUAGUUUAAGCAUUCCACCAUUUGUAAACCCAUUAGUUUUAGUUUGUAUUAUGUUGGCAUUUCUACUGAAUCCAUUAAAAAUGUUCCGACACGAGGCAAGGUUUUGGUUAUUAAAAGUUAUUGGACGUAUUUUAAUAUCACCAUUCGCAUACGUGAAUUUUGCUGAUUUCUGGUUAGCGGACCAGUUGAAUAGUAUGGCUACAGCAUUGCUAGAUUUUCAUUUCUUGACAUGUUUUUACAUUACUAAUGGAAAUUGGUUGGAAGCGAACAACACUACGCAAUGCAUGUCUGGCUCUUUGAUCAUUAGACCUAUCGUUAACUGUCUACCAGCAUGGUUUCGUUUUGCUCAAUGUAUUCGGCGUUAUCGAGACUCUAAGGAAGCAUUUCCGCACUUAGCCAAUGCUGGAAAAUAUUCAACAACAUUCCUCGUCGUGAUAUCCAAUACCAUGUGUGCCUAUCGUACUAUGGAGUAUCAGACUCGUUGGGAGAAUCCAUGGUUGUGGUUUUGGAUGAUUAGUUGUUUCGUCAAUUCGGUUUAUUCCUUAACUUGGGAUUUGAAGAUGGAUUGGGGUCUUUUAGAUAGUAAUGCUGGUGAAAAUAAAUUUUUACGCGAAGAAGUUGUGUAUUCAGCAGCGGGAUUCUAUUAUUUCGCUAUAAUCGAAGAUUUUAUUUUAAGAUUUGCGUGGGUUGCUAGUUUUGUUCUUAUUGAAUGUGGUUACGUAUCCAGUGACUUAAUGACAUCCAUAGUUGCCCCGCUUGAAGUUUUUAGGCGAUUUGUUUGGAAUUUUUUCCGAUUAGAAAACGAACAUUUGAACAAUUGUGGUAAAUUUCGUGCAGUUCGUGAUAUAUCAAUAGCACCGAUAGAAAGUUCCGAUCAGACACAAAUUUUGCGUAUGAUGGACGAAGAAAAUGGUGUACUUAAUAGAGGCAAACGUAAAAUGGGCGGUAAACGACAAACUAACACUAAGGAAGACAAACGAGCUUUGCUGAAAGAAGAAACAAUCGAUAUAGAUAUAUCCAAUGCUAGUUGAAAUCAAUUAAUAAGAUUCAUCGCAAAAAACAGUUUGGAGAAAUAUUGCUGCAUAUACAUUUUGUAAAACUUUGUAACUGGUUACAAUGAAGAUGCAUCGAAGUUUAGGUUUUUAAAUUUGUCAAAAUUGAAGACUGUAAAUUUAAGAUUGUUACGAGUGCCUUGUAUAAUGUUCUUAACCCUUUAGUUGUGGCACGAUAUUUAUUUAAUUGUCAAAAUGCACUAUUGAAAAAAGUAAUAAUUUAUUUUCAUUGAAUAAAAAAACAU
This is a messenger RNA of Megachile rotundata (alfalfa leafcutting bee), 2744 nucleotides long. RefSeq names its product solute carrier family 53 member 1. NCBI's taxonomy places the organism in Eukaryota, Metazoa, Arthropoda, Insecta, Hymenoptera, Megachilidae. Gene Ontology annotation, molecular function: inositol hexakisphosphate binding; phosphate transmembrane transporter activity. Gene Ontology annotation, biological process: cellular response to phosphate starvation; phosphate ion transport. Gene Ontology annotation, cellular component: Golgi apparatus; plasma membrane; cytoplasm. The record is from RefSeq and is a predicted model, not a curated record.